Messenger RNA from Sclerotinia trifoliorum, 1399 nucleotides. The record is from the annotation of a GenBank genome assembly. NCBI's taxonomy places the organism in Eukaryota, Fungi, Ascomycota, Leotiomycetes, Helotiales, Sclerotiniaceae.
AGGUCCUUCAAACACACGACGACGAGUUGAUUACAUAGGAAAGUCAAAUCUUCACAACUGUACGUAUAAUAUCGAAAAAUACACAAGCGCUACGGAACUUCCUGCUGGGCGGAUACAUGAAAUUGUUGACUGACGAUAUUCGCAUCCUAUAGAACAGCUUCCAAUCCUUCCUCAUUUAAUACCUCCCCUCACUUCUCGACGAAGGUCAAACUAUAGCAAUCAUGGAUAUGGAAAAGUUGAAGAGAAUGCAGGCCAGAGGUGGUGUCAGAACUGGUGAGUCAAAUUGCAGCGAACACCGUAGAUUAUGCGAAUGGCAGAAGAGUUGAACAGCUUCAGAUGGGACGUUUUGGAGGGUGGAGGGGCUGGCUUGAUGACUGCGCCAUGCCCUUUUUUUCUUUUGCGAUAUCUGAAUUUUUAAAAGCUAACAUGUGGCCCAAGGGUAUGUGACAGAAUCCUUCAUCUUCAUCUGCAAUUCAUCAUCAGCGAAUACGAUGCCGAAGUUUAUGAUUUGAAGGAAGCGCAUAGCGGGGUAGCAACGGUAUGCUAACGACACAACAGUGGAAAGGGUACUCCAAGAAGAAAGGUCAAGAAUGUUCACAAGAGCACUGGAAUGGACGACAAAAAGUUACAGACUUCCCUCAAGAAGCUUAAUGUCCAACCCAUCCAAGCUAUUGAAGAAGUAAACAUGUUCAAGUCCGACGGAAAUGUUAUCCACUUCGCAGCACCAAAGGGUACUUUGACCUCACAAUACGAGCUACUGGACAUUACACUAACCUUCUAAUCAAUAGUUCAUGCUGCUGUCCCAUCCAACACCUUCGCAAUCUACGGUAACGGUGAAGACAAAGAGCUCACCGAGCUUGUCCCAGGUAUCCUUAACCAACUCGGCCCAGAUUCCCUUGCCUCCCUCCGCAAGCUUGCCGAGAGCUACCAAUCGAUGCAAAAGGCAGAAGCUGGCGAGGAGAAGAAGGAUGAUGAGGAGGAUGAUGACGAUAUCCCAGAUUUGGUCGAAGGAGAGAACUUUGAGGAUAAGGUCGAAUAAAUUUCCCGUACCCAAGGCAAAGUCAAUUAGGAAUGAUAUUAGAGAACCGGUGACGGCAUUGAUACGAGAACGAUCAUAUUCUUCUUUCUGGCUAUGUUACGGCAUUCGCUGCUCGAAUAUAAAAUUUCAGGUGGUCAGAAGGUUACUUAUCUGUACAAAAUCAUACUACACGUCAAGUCCUUCUAUAUGACAAUAUCAUUCGUAUUGAUCAAGAGCAUUCAGAUUCCGUUGUGUUCAAUCGGGAGAUAGAAGGAUCCAAUUUUUCUUCCGGUCAAUGGCUCGACGAGCUAGACAAGUUUGUAAUCCUGAACAGGUGACACUUCACAAUUUCACAGCCUCUAGUAUUUCCUAAAAGUAUUU